This is a messenger RNA of Fusarium proliferatum ET1, 2232 nucleotides long. RefSeq lists its product as uncharacterized. The transcript has 4 exons. Bases 1 to 2232 code for a protein of 743 amino acids. Lineage: Eukaryota; Fungi; Ascomycota; Sordariomycetes; Hypocreales; Nectriaceae. The record is from RefSeq and is a predicted model, not a curated record.
AUGAAGAUGCAUCUACACUUUGUUUUCCUCUUUGCUAUCCGCUUCUCAGUGGCCGCACAUAUCUUCGUUGAUCGGAAAGGACAGGACUAUAAUCCUGGGUCAGCCGGCAAGCCUGUGAAGAGUAUCCGAAAAGCACAAGAGCUUGUCCGUGAACUCAUUCCGUCCGCACAAGAUGACAUCACUGUCCACCUUGGCCCAGGUACUUGGGUAAUUAACGAGCCCAUCAAAUUUAACAGUGAAGACUCCGGUACCAAUGGCUUAACGGUGACAUGGGCUGGUUCAGAUACGGUCAUCUCUGGAGGACACAAGAUUAUCGAUUGGACUGAAGGCAAGAACGGGAUAUGGUCUGCUUCCGUCCCGAAGGGGACGAAAUCCCGCAACCUCUACAUAAACGGAUUGGCUGCACAGUAUGCUCGACGACGAAUCCACAAUCGGACAGAUUUUGAGUACACCAAAAUCGGAAUGACCUGGAACAGCUCGGAUUACGACUGGAUCAUGAACACACCAGGCAUUGAGAAUGGCGAGCUUCGGGCGAUAAAUUCAUUUACGGAUCGUGUUGCGCUCAUCGAAAAGGUUAGCAACCGCGUCCUUGAGAUGAAGAAGGAUAUAUGGGCCAAUCAACUCAUCGGUUAUGACCAAAUCGCAGAGCCGUUUUGGGAUGGAGGCGUUUGGAUUCAAAACGUCAAAGCCUUGCUGACUGACGGCGGUCAAUUCUACCUUGACAGAAACGAAUCGACUGUCUAUUACAAGCCAUUGGAAGGCGAAGAUAUGGCCACCGUAUCUGGCUAUCUCGGCAUCCAAGAGGUUCUCAUGGUCGUCGGUGGAACCUAUAAAGAGCCGAUUCACGACUUGCACUUCGAGGGAAUCGCCUUUAAGCACAGCACUUGGCUAAGGCCAGACACUUAUGGUUACAUAGAUCAACAGACUGGUGGUUACAUGGGAAAUGAUAGUCAGUGGCCUAAUUUUGAAGCAUCGAGGCCCCAUUGGUGGCAGAUGCCCAGCGCGAUCCAAGUCAGCGCGGCAUACAACGUCACCAUAGAGUCUUGUACUUUCCGAGAGCUUGGAGCUGGAGGCAUUGGUGUAGGAAAUGACAAGAAUGCGCACGUGACGGGCGUUGGCCUUGGGGCCAACAACAUCCAUAUUGAUGACAAUUAUUUCACGCAGGUGAUGGGGAAUAGUAUCACCGUGGGAGGUAUACAAGCCGAUGCACACCACCCAUCACAGCCGCAGAUGCUUGUGUCAGACAUUCACGCCUCCAACAACAUAUUCAACAACAAUUCAGUCCUCUGGUCAUCCACCGUCCCCAUUCUUUUUACAUACACGCAAUUCUCUUCCAUAAUACACAACGAUGUUUAUAACCAGCCAUAUAGCGGUAUUUGCCAUGGUUAUGGCUGGGGAAGCAAUGAUGAAGGAGGGAGCCCAGAGUACGUCAAGCGAGGCCUUUACAAUUACCAGCCACUCUAUGAUACACCCACCGUCAUGAAGAACAAUUUGAUUGAGGGAAAUUUGAUUCAUCAUUUUGGUCAAUCUCAUACUGACUUUGGAGGCGUAUACACGCUUUCACGGUCGCCAAACACAAUGGUGUCAUCUAACCUCAUCUAUGACGCAAGCUGGCAAGCCCUAUAUCCUGAUGAAGCCUCAAGAAACAUCACCUGGUUCAACAAUCUGGGUUUCACUUCAGGAAAGUAUUAUGCGCCAAAUGAUUGGAUUCCAGAGCAGCUCACCGGAUGGAACACAGUGAUUGCUAAUUGGGGUAAACUCGGAGUCAAAGACAACGAGGUCCUAGAUGGGUUCCCAAAUCAUUCCGGAAGACGUAACAACACGUUCCUACGAAACUACCUUGCGCCCUACAUAAAUGGAACAAGCCUCAUAGCACAGCGAGCUGCAUAUCGUGCAGGGGUUACCCCAUCAAAACGCAAGGGAAGGCCCAUCACAAACGAUCCAAAUAUCGCAGAUGCCUACUUGGAUGUCAAAGUCAGCGAUGGACAUGUCGUUGUUAACGUGACUAACUUUGACGAUUGGGACUUCAGAGACGUUGUUUUCCGUAUCUCGGGCCGUGGUAUCACGUUUACAAGAAAGUUUACCCCUCACUCAAUCCCUGCUGAUGGUUCUGCAGCGGCGGUGUAUACUUUUUCUGGUUCCCCAAAGGGAAACGCCACCGCCUGGGUGAGCUAUGCAAAUCCGAGAACACAAAGGUAUCGCAGAGAGAAGGAGUUUUCUCUAACUAUGUAG